UAGAGUUACUGUGUUUUAAAUUCAAUCCGAACUGCAAUGUAAUAUUAACCGAACUUGCUUCACAAAUGUUUCCAAGCAAUAUCACGUGUGGAGGGAAGCCUAUCAGGUGUCACGCACGGCAACGCAGUCGUGACGUGACGUAGCUGUAAACUUGAUUCAAUUUUAUUUCCCCGUUUUAUGUUAGCGUUACGCUGUUGCUGAAGAACCCAAGGCACUGCACAACAGGCGUAAGAAAGGGAAAUAAUUGAAAAUGAGCAGAGGCCGGGGAGUAAGAAAAAAGUUUGCUGUGGAUCAUCAGGCAAAAAACCUUGAAGAAUUCAGCCCAGAUAUUCUUGAUGAAGUCAAAGAACUGUUCUGCAAAAUUGUUACAUAUGCUAAACCACCCUCCGGGGAGUGGCUCAUCCCAGACCCCAACGAAGCCCUAAAGUACGAGCUACAACCGGACGAGAGACUCCAGGCUCUGAAAGAGUCUCUGAAUGAAGUUAAAAAUCAACUCAGUGACAAGAACCUUGAAGUGUGGCAUCGGCACACCAGCUUUACCAACAAGGCUGGCAAGGUCAUUUCCCAUGUGAGGAGCGCGAGUAAUGCUGAAAUAUGCACCCAGGCAUGGUGCAAGUUCUAUGAAAUCCUGGGCACCUUCCCCCUGCUUCCCGAACAGGCCCUUCGUAACGGUGAGCUCAAUUCUGUGCAUCUCUGCGAGGCUCCUGGUGCUUUCAUCGCCAGCCUGAACCACUACCUCAAGUCCAACUCUCUGCACUGUGACUGGACCUGGGUGGCCAACACUCUUAACCCCUACCAUGAGGCCAACGACAAUGGCAUGAUGAUAAUGGACGACCGGCUCAUUGCCAACACCCUGCCCUGGUGGUUCUUUGGCUCUGACGAUACCGGUGAUAUCAUGAUCCAGAAGCACCUGCUGGAACUGCAACGCUUCACCAAGAGCAUGCGCUCCAUUGACUUGGUCACGGCAGAUGGCAGUUUCGACUGCCAGGGUAACCCAGAUGAACAGGAAGCGAUAGUGGCGCCAUUGCACUAUUGUGAGGCGGUCAGUGGUUUAAUGCUGCUCAGCAGUGGUGGCUCCUUUGUUUUAAAGAUGUUCACCUUGUAUGAGCAUUCUUCUGUCUGUCUGCUUUACCUCCUAAACUGCUGCUUCAAAACUGUUCAUGUUUUUAAGCCUGCAACUAGCAAAGCUGGCAACUCUGAAGUGUAUGUAGUGUGUGUGGAGUACAUUGGGAAGGAAGCUGUGAGGCCUUUGCUCUCCAAAAUGAUACGGAACUUUGGCAAAGAUAUAGCCAACCAAGCCCUCUUUCCCAAACAUUUAAUCCCAGACUCCUUUCUGAAGCAACACCAAGAAUGCUGCGCCUUCUUCCACAGGCACCAGGCUAACACCAUCAAUGAGAACCUUCACUUGUUUUGCUGUAUGAAUGAGGAACAAACCCAAAGGCUAAAUCUGCUACGGGACUGUGCCGCAGAGUUCUACCUGCAGAAGUUUCAGGUACAAUACCUCCACAGAAGCAAGUGGCUUUCCAAAAACGCACUUCCGGGCUGCAAUCUGAACAGUAAGUUGUUUGGCCAUAGGAAGCAGGUUGGUUCGUUCAACGAAAGGAAGGAACUGGAGACGCUGGCCUGGAAGGAUAAGGUGGAAAGAGGAUAUUACAGCGCUUUUAUUGAAGAGCAUGUUUUGGGUGGUUUUGGGAAUAACUGCGUCUUGAGAGGACCAGCAAGUGAUGCAGAAUUUGAGUCCUGGUACGUCUUGGUUGGGCAAAAACUACCCAAGGUCAGGAGCUCACCUUUUUGUGAAAUGGACUUGUUGAAUUACCUGAACGAAGCCGUAGAACAGACUGCAGUAACCAGACUUGAGGAUGCCUCCUUGGCUGCAACAGUCUCAAAGCCCUGCAGCGCCUGCCUUGUUUUAACAGCUGAGCUUGUAAUGUCAGAGGUGUCAAGCCUGAUUCAGGGCCAGUUCGCAUACAUUGCUCUAGAAAGGGGUGGCCAGUGCCUUGUGGUGGGUUAUCCAUCGUUUUUCAGCAGUACCAAACAGACAAAUCCUCUUAGCAUGCAGUUUUCUGAAGCUCCACCUUGCCCUGUAGUUGACCACAUGACGCUUCACGAUGGAGACCCAAAGUACCAGCAAGACCUUCUGUACUGCAUCCUGUGCUCCUUGGACAAACUCCAGGCGGGUGGAUCAUUCGUUCUUCCCAUUUUCUCUUCCUUUACUCGCUUCACAGCAGGCUUGAUCCUGGCUCUUCACCAGUGCUUUCACUUUAUAACCUUUAGGUGCCCAACCUCAUCUGAUGCUCUGGGAACCAUCGCUGUCUUGCUGUGCAUCGGUUACCAGCUCCCCAGUGACAAACUCCUUGUUUUUUUGCAGCAGAUGCAUGACUUGAUGUUGGCCACUCUGAAACCAGGCUCUCAACAACAAGUACUGCAGUUUGUGCCAAUGGAGAUACUGCUGAAAGGUACAUUGCCUGAGUUUUUAUGGACCAUGAACACUUCAAUCACAAAGCACAGGCUGCAUUUAUUGUUUCAGUCUGAAAAGCAGUCGCUGAUGGUGACUAGUUAGAUGCAAUAUUGGAGAGAUCCACCAUGUUUACUGCAGAUGUCAGAGGUGUUUAUUUCAACCUGCACUAAAAGUAGCUUCCUGUAAUCAUUUGGAGAGACUAUCUGUGUUAGAUUAUAUUUUUUCAUGAAACUAUUGGUGAAGAGAAUAAAGAGAAAACAAUAUAAUUUGCAAUUGCAAACACAUAAAAGCGAUGAGUGAAUGUUUGCUCUUAAGUGGUCUAAUCGGUCAUACUAUGGCAACCCUGGUGAUAGAGGGAUUGUCAGUGAUUUUUUGAGAAAAUCAUUAAUUUCGUUUUGAGCAAACUUGAUAAUGAACAGUUAAUUUCCUAAGGUUAAUAGAUAAGGUUAUAAAUGCUUAUAAAGUACAGUAGAUUUGUUUGUUUUUUACUGUUCAGACACUGAGCCCUCCUGUAAUAGUAAGGACGCACUCAUUACGGAUUCUGCUGUUAACCCCCAAAGAGUACUUCUGUUGUAGUUUUUAUUUUAUAGGGGGGGGGGGAUCAAUGUUUCAUUCAAGCAAUGACAUAAUUAUAUGUCAAUUUGUGCGCAUAUGUUAAGAGUAAUCCACUACAACAUUGCCAUAAUAUUGUUAUAUCUUAAAUGUUCUUUAAAAAAUAAGAAAUGUAUAUUUGCACUUUGCAAGUUUGUAUAUCAGUUAAGAAAGGUUAUGCAGUAAGCCUGCAUGGCACAGUACAUUGUGGCUGAUUGGGUGGAGGGGACCACACUUUUAAAAUGAAUUCAUUGAGUCCCUGCAUCUCUCUGUAUGUAAGCGGUGUGAUGGGCAGCGCAGAUAAAAACUGGACCGAUGAAAGGUACUGUGCACGACUGACCCGGUAAGUGAAAUCCCCCAUGGAGAUUUAGAAACUCAGUGCAUGUACAGUUGUAGAAUGCAAUUAUUAUAUUUUUUUUUUGUCAAGACUGUUUGGCAUCUAACCAGUGGAACCCAGUAUUACAAUACUGUUUUUUUUUUAAAGAGGUGUUUGCUUUAUCAGGAUUGCUUGCAAAGCUGUGCUUCGUAUUUUGCCAUACUGUAUCUUCAUUUGUAAUCCUAUUUUUUUCUUUUUUUUUUUAAAGAUAUUAUUUUGGGCAAAUAUAAAAUACAUGUGAAGCACAGUAACCCCUCCUGUUUUUUUUUCUUUUUCUGUCCAACUGUAUACAUAAUUUAAAAAUACAUAAAAUGAGUGGAGAAUGUGCAUCUACAGUUUUAAUUCAAAACUUGUAUUGAAAUAAGGCCAGCAUUCUAGUUCUUGUGGGUUUUCAAAGUUUGAAAGGUGAACAUUAUAAACGAUAAACAUAAAAAUGUAAAUGACUGAUAUUUUACUUGUUAUACCAUCUCGGGCAUCCAGUGGGUAUUCAUAAGAUCUUUCAUUUCUCCAUCUUAUCACCUUUACUAUUCAGUAUAUAAUUGCUCGACUCAAAUGGAAGGGAAGAGCUGGGAACUUUCAGGU
Acipenser ruthenus (sterlet) is the source of this 4007-nucleotide messenger RNA. RefSeq names its product cap methyltransferase 2 (gene cmtr2). Gene Ontology annotation, biological process: 7-methylguanosine mRNA capping. The transcript has 2 exons. Lineage: Eukaryota; Metazoa; Chordata; Actinopteri; Acipenseriformes; Acipenseridae. The coding region runs from base 251 to 2560 and encodes 769 amino acids. Gene Ontology annotation, cellular component: cytoplasm; nucleus. The record is from RefSeq and is a predicted model, not a curated record. Gene Ontology annotation, molecular function: methyltransferase cap1 activity.